AGUCAUAGCUCGUUAACUUUACCUCUAUCUCUAUUGUCAUACUUGCCGCCCAUGACUAUAAAUCAUUUAAGUCUCUUCGAAGUGUUUUUUGUAUUUUCUCUUAAUUUCAUUUGCUUCAAUACCUUGAGUUGAGUAGUUCUGUAACAAUGGCGGACGAGGUGAUUCUGCUGGAUUUCUGGGCCAGCUUGUUUGGGAUGAGGGUCAGGAUUGCACUGGCCGAGAAGGGUAUCAAGUAUGAGUGCAAGGAGGAGUUGUGGAACAAAAGUUCAUUAAAGAGCCCUCUGCUUUUAGAGAUGAACCCCAUUCACAAGAAGAUCCCAGUUCUCAUCCACAACGGGAAAACGGUGUGUGAGUCACUCAUCAUUGUUCAGUACAUAGAUGAGGUCUGGAAGGAUAAGUCUCCACUGCUGCCCUCUCAUCCUUACCAAAGAGCUCAUGCCAGGUUCUGGGCUGAUUUUGUUGAUAACAAGGUUUAUUAUGUUUCAAGGAAGGUAUUGACCACAAAAGGAGAAGAGCUGGAGGCAGGCAAGAAGGAAUUCAUUGAAACCUUCAAGAUAUUGGAGGGGGAGCUCAGUGACAAGCCUUACUUUGGGGGUGAAACAUUUGGGUUUGUGGACCUUUCUCUUAUCCCCUUCUACAGCUGGUUCAUUGUCUAUGAGAUCUUUGGCAAUAUCAACAUAGAGGCUGAGUGCCCCAAGAUUGUUGCAUGGGCUAAGAGGUGCCUGCAAAAGGAGACUGUGGCCAAGUCUCUUCCUGACCAGAAGAAGGUUUAUGAGUUUGUUGGGCAGUCAAGGAAAAGGGAUGGCUUGGAGUAGAGUAAUGGUUAGGCUCAAAUCUGAAAGUGUCAGCAUGUUCAAAUGGUUGUGCAAAUACUAAAUAGCGUUGAUUACAUUUUGUUUUGUAUAAGUUUAGCUUUGUUUCAUCUAGGUCCGUUGAACUUGUUAGACACUUUAGUCUAUCUGCUGAGCUUUAAAGGGGCAUGUAUUGUAUCAUGAAUAAGAAAGACUUUGUUGGGUCUGUAAAUGAUCAUGCUAUGACUUUAUUUUAGUUGGAGAAUACAUAAAUUUUCACUA
Quercus lobata is the source of this 1073-nucleotide messenger RNA. Its product is annotated as probable glutathione S-transferase. Bases 147 to 815 code for a protein of 222 amino acids. The transcript has 2 exons. Gene Ontology annotation, cellular component: cytoplasm. NCBI's taxonomy places the organism in Eukaryota, Viridiplantae, Streptophyta, Magnoliopsida, Fagales, Fagaceae. Gene Ontology annotation, molecular function: glutathione transferase activity. Gene Ontology annotation, biological process: glutathione metabolic process. The record is from RefSeq and is a predicted model, not a curated record.